CAGCUUGAUGACGAUGUAGGGAGCACCGGGAGGAGAGGGGAGUUUGACGGGCUAGUUCUCCUCCUCAUAUGGCAGCAGUGUCGGUGAAAUGUCCGGUAGUGUGUCUGCUGCUGCUGUGGUUCCGCGUGCGGCUGAUGAACACCGAAAACUCCCGAGUCUCGAUGGAAGAUGACCUCCUGCUGCCGUACACCAACGGUCAUGGCCCCUCCCACUCUCACAGAUACGUCAGGGACUGUCAGCCUGUCGCCCACGGUAACACCACCCACGAGAGCUGGCCUUCCAGUAAACACAGCGGGCUGCCGGUGGCAGAGUCCACCAUGUUUGUGUCCAAAAUGGCAGGAAUCCACAGAUGGGUUUACGGACACAUGACAGUGGUCCACGACCCUCUGAGGACCGUGUCGGUGUUGGAGCCGGGCGGUCCGGGUGGCUGUGGGAUGAAUCAUAGAGCCACCGUGGAGGAAACGGCCCGGGCUGCCGGAUGUUUGUAUGCUCAGAAUGGCGGUUUCUUCAACACCAAAACAAGCGCGUGUUUAGGAAACAUUGUGAGCGACGGCACGCUGGUGCAGGACAGCGGUGGGAUCCAGAAUGCUCAGUUUGGGAUCAGGAAGGAUGGCACCCUUGUGUUUGGGUAUCUUUCCCAGGAAGAUGUUUUGAACCAGUCCAACCCGUUUGUUCAGCUCAUCAGCGGCGUGGUGUGGCUGCUAAGGAACGGGGAGGUUUACAUCAGCCAGAGUCUGGUGGCCGAGUGUGACAAAACACAAGAAACAGGAGUUUUCCAGACUUUUGUAGACGUAACGUCGGCCAGGACGGCGGUGGGCCACGACUCUGAGGGCAGAUUGAUCCUGUUUCAAAUCGACGGCCAGACCGGAGAACGAGGAAUGAAUCUUUGGGAGCUUGCAGAUACUCUUAAAGAGUAUGGGAUCAUUAACGCCAUCAAUCUGGACGGAGGUGGGUCCUCUACCUAUGUGGUUGAUGGGACAUUAGCCAGCUACCCGUCUGAUGAGUGUAAACCAGACAGGAGGUGGCGCUGUGGUCGCCCCAUCUCCACCAUCCUCUGCGUUCAUCUGCCGCGCUGCAAACCAGCAAACUGCAGCGGAAACGGAGAGUGCGUGAAUGGACACUGUAAGUGUCGGGACGGCUGGCAGGGGGACGGCUGUGACUCUUUGGUGUGUCAGCCAGCGGAGUGUGAACCACACGGCGUCUGCACGGCCGGUGGUUGUGUCUGUGAUGCUGGAUGGAGAGGAAAGAACUGCAGUCAAGUGUGCCUACCUGGUUUCUAUGGCGACAGCUGCAAUCAAACCUGCGCCUGUAUUAACGGCGGCUCCUGUGACGCUGUCCAUGGACACUGCACCUGCCCCUCUGGUUUUCACGGCGACACCUGUGAACAAGUGUGUCCUCUGGGGUUCUUCGGUCCAUCCUGCACUCAGGAGUGUCGCUGUGAAAAUCAGUGUCCAUGUGACCCUCAGACAGGAAGCUGUAACACAACACUUCCAGAGGAGACCAACAACACCUUACACACAGCGGGUCACUGUCUAGCCAAACAGAUGUUUACUUCAUGGAGGAGAGAUGAAGAAGCUCACAGGGAGCGGCCUCAUCUGACAGAACGUACGUGGCUCAUCAUCACCAUCACUCUGGCCUCUCUGCUGUCAGCCAGCCUGACGCUUCACCUUGUCCGAGCGUGCCGAGGAUCAGCGGCGGCGGCAGCUCACUUCUCUGAGUGGCGAGAUUACUCCUUAGUCCCUCUGACGGAGAUCAACGGAGCCGCUGUGGAUGAAGAAGACGAUGUAAAAACAAACACGGGAGCCUUUAUAUUAGACGACUCGGACUCUCAGGAAGAAAUCUGGUCACCGCAGAGGUCGUAGCUGCGAGGAGACGGUCUGUUACCACACAAGGAGAAAUGACUGAAACAUCUUUGCUUCAGCUCGUCUGCAGAUUUCUACUGAAAAGAAGAGCCAAGCACAUCUUUUUAACUCCACUGAUAUCAAACUACCUUCCAGAUGUUUCCAUUAGUGUCUGUCUGCUGGUUUGGAUGUUUUUCUACAGCUGAGGUCUGUGAAUGUGGAGAUAGGAAAGAGGAUAUGUAAGCAUCUGUUUGAAUCAUGAUAAGUAUAUUUUUACCACCAACAUCAAUCAGUCAGAUCACAGCACUGAAGCAGUGCUAUCCUUAUAUGGAUAAAAGCACACUGUUAAAAAAAAGUGUAAUAUAAAUGAUUAUAUCCACUUUAAUGAUGAUGUUACAGAUAGUAGAAAGACAUUUAUGACAUAUCCACAUCUCCACUGGUUCUCCAGGAUGUCAAAGGAUCUCUAAGAGUAAGCCUUCACUUCAUUUUAGUUUUUUAUUUGGUAUCUAAGUGGCUCAUCAGUACAGAAAUUUGGACUUAUUGUUGUAGACAUGCUGUUAUGGCUAUAACAUCAUCUUUAGAGGUCGCUUUGAGAAGAGCAAAGUUUAAAAAAACAUCAAACUUUACCUGACAGCACCUCUAACUAGAAGUCCCCUUUCUGUUAACCCAGAGAGUGUCCUGAGUCAGGGUCUAGGGAGGGUGAUGGGUUCACUUUGUUGCCACGUAUACGUUUGAUUUUUGGUCUCUCUGUGAGGAGGCUCUGCUCUCUAAACAAACUGUCUGCGAGGUUUUUAUCUCACUGGUUCUGGUUAUUUUUUAGAUGAUUGUCAGAACACACUGAGCACCAUGUCUGAAUGUUAAAUGACUGUAGGGUUAAUGUGUUUGCAUCAUGUGCCAACUCCGAUAAAAAUGAAAUAAACAAGCACAAGUUCGUACUGUCA
Molecule: messenger RNA, 2782 nt
Organism: Cheilinus undulatus (humphead wrasse)
Lineage: Eukaryota; Metazoa; Chordata; Actinopteri; Labriformes; Labridae
Product: N-acetylglucosamine-1-phosphodiester alpha-N-acetylglucosaminidase-like
Exons: 12
Coding region: 69-1862 (597 amino acids)
Source: RefSeq, a predicted model, not a curated record